This is a messenger RNA of Pelobates cultripes (western spadefoot toad), 623 nucleotides long. Lineage: Eukaryota; Metazoa; Chordata; Amphibia; Anura; Pelobatidae. The record is from the annotation of a GenBank genome assembly.
AUGUGGCAUCUAAUCAUACAAAGAGAUAUAGCGUGUGAGAUGUCCUAUAUUAGCCCGUAAUAAAAAAGAUCUAUAUAUAUGUGUGUAAGGCAAAAGAUCACUAUUCGGUUUUAAGUAAAGGACUUACCUUUGUACCUGUAUCCAAAACUUCCUCAUUUAAAACAGACAUCGAGCUGUAUAAAUUGCAGAGAACUCUUAUCAGCCAUGAAAUACGGAAGGAUUCAGACUUAUCAUCUAUCACUCCAUUCUUCUCUAAACAGAAGACAGACAUCAACAUCACAAACCCAGCAAUUAAAACGUUCAUUCAAGCUAUUAAAGGUGACAUUACCAAUAUUGUUCAACACUCUCCUCAACACAGACAUAACCUUACUAAGUCUGAGAGAACAGCGUUGAAAGAUCUGCAAAAGGAUUCACAAAUUGUAAUACGACCGGUGGACAAGGGAGGAGUGGUGGUCAUUCAAAUGUACCAAAAUUACAAACAUGAAAUCCUUAAACAACUGGAGGACCGCAAUACAUACCGAAGACUGACAUAUGACCCGGUGUCACAAUUUCAAAAACGAAUUGAUGAACACAUACAAAUGGGAUUACAGUUGGGGGUCAUCGACUUCAAAACAGCAAAGUAG